GGGGCAUAUAAGGCCCCGACCCCUGUGCCCGGGCGCAACCUACACCGCCCCUUCCAGCCACCAUGGGGCUGCCACUAGCCCGCCUGGCAGCCGUCUGCCUGGCCCUGUCUUUGGCCAGGGGCUCAGAGCUCCAGACAGAGGGCAGAACCCGAGACCACGGCCACAACGUCUGCAGCGCUUGGGGCGACUUCCACUACAAGACCUUCGACGGCGACGUCUUCCGCUUCCCCGGCCUCUGUGACUACAACUUUGCCUCCGACUGCAGAGGCUCCUACAAGGAAUUCGCCGUGCACCUGAAGCGGGGUCUGGACCAGGCCGGGGCGACCCCCCAGGUGGAGUCCAUCCUGCUGACCAUCAAGGACGACACCAUCUACCUCACCCGCCACCUGGCUGUGCUGAACGGGGCCGUGGUCAGCACCCCGCACUACAGCCCUGGGCUGCUCAUCGAGAAGAGUGACGCCUACACCAAGGUGUACUCCCGAGCUGGCCUCGCCCUCCUGUGGAACCGCGAGGAUGCGAUCAUGCUGGAGCUGGACAGUAAGUUCCGGAACCGCACCUGUGGCCUCUGCGGGGACUACAACGGCCUGCAGAGCUAUUCCGAAUUCCUCUCUGACGGCGUGCUCUUCAGUGCCCUGGAGUUCGGGAACAUGCAGAAGAUCAACCAGCCUGACGUGGAGUGCAAGGACCCCGAGGAGGAGCCGGCCGCAGCGUCCUGCGCCGAGCACCGCGCCGAGUGUGAGCGGCUGCUGACCGCCGAGGCCUUCGCCGACUGCCCGGACCGGGUGCCGCUGGAGCCGUACCUGCAAGCCUGCCAGCAGGACCGCUGCCGCUGCUCCGGCGGGGACACCUGCGUCUGCAGCACCGUGGCCGAGUUCUCCCGCCAGUGCUCCCACGCCGGCGGCCGGCCCAGGAACUGGAGGACCGCCUCGCUCUGCCCCAAGACCUGCCCCGGGAACAUGGUGUACCUGGAGAGUGGCUCGCCCUGCAUGGACACCUGCUCACACCUGCAAGUGAGCAGCCUGUGCGAGGAGCACCGCAUGGACGGCUGUUUCUGCCCGGAAGGCACCGUGUAUGAUGACAUCGCGGGUGGCGGCUGUGUUCCCGUGAGCCAGUGCCACUGCAGGCUGCACGGACGCCUGUACACACCAGGCCAGGGAAUCACCAGUGACUGCGAGCAGUGCAUCUGCAACGAUGGCCGCUGGGUGUGCAAAGACCUGCCCUGCCCCGGCACCUGCACCCUGGAAGGCGGGUCCCACAUCACCACCUUCGAUGGGAAGAAGUUCACCUUCCAUGGGGACUGCUACUACGUUCUGGCCAAGGGUGACAAUGAUUCCUACGCUCUCCUGGGCGAGCUGGCCCCCUGCGGCUCCACGGACAAGCAGACCUGCCUGAAGACGGUGGUGCUGCUGGCCGACAGGAAGAAGAAUGUGGUGGUCUUCAAGUCCGACGGCAGCGUGCUGCUCAAUGAGCUGCAGGUGAACCUGCCCCACGUGACUGCGAGCUUCUCCAUCUUCCGCCCAUCUUCCUACCACAUCGUCGUGAGCGUGGCCGUCGGCCUCCGGCUGCAGGUGCAGCUGGCCCCGGUCAUGCAACUCUUCCUGACGCUGGACCAGGCCGCCCAGGGGCAGGUGCAGGGGCUCUGCGGGAACUUCAAUGGCCUGGAAGGUGACGAUUUCAAGACCGCCAGUGGGCUGGUGGAGGCCACGGGAACCGGCUUCGCCAACAGCUGGAAGGCACAGUCCAGCUGCCAGGACAAGCUGGACUGGCUGGACGACCCCUGCUCCCUGAACAUCGAGAGUGCCAACUACGCUGAGCACUGGUGUUCCCUCCUCAAGAAGACAGAGACCCCCUUCGGCAGGUGCCACUCGGCCGUGGACCCCGCUGAGUAUUACAAGAGGUGCAAAUAUGACACAUGCAACUGUCAGAACAACGAGGACUGCCUGUGCGCCGCCCUGUCCUCCUACGCGCGCGCCUGCGCCGCCAAGGGCGUCAUGCUGUGGGGCUGGCGGGAGCGCGUCUGCAACAAGGAUGUGGGCUCCUGCCCCAGCUCACAGGUGUUCCUUUACAAUCUGACCACCUGCCAGAAGACCUGCCGCUCCCUCUCCGAGGCCGACAGCCACUGUCUCGAGGGCUUCGCACCUGUGGACGGCUGUGGCUGCCCUGACCACACCUUCCUGGACGAGAAGGGCCGCUGCGUGCCGCUGGCCAAGUGCUCCUGCUACCACCGAGGCCUGUACCUGGAGGCGGGGGACGUGGUCGUCAGGCAGGAGGAACGAUGCGUCUGCCAGAAUGGGAAGCUGCACUGUAUGCAGAUCCGGCUGCUUGGCCAGAGCUGCUCAGCCCCAAAAAUCCACAUGGACUGCAAUAACCUGACCGCAUUGGCCACCUUGAAGCCCCGAGCCCUCAGCUGUCAGACUUUGGCUGCUGGCUAUUACCACACAGAGUGUGUCAGUGGCUGUGUGUGCCCCGAUGGGCUGAUGGACGAUGGCCGGGGGGGCUGCGUGGUGGAGGAGGAGUGCCCCUGUGUCCACAACAAGGACCUGUACUCCCCCGGGGACAAGAUCAAGGUGGACUGUAACACCUGCACCUGCCAGAAAGGACGCUGGGCGUGCUCCCAGGCCGUGUGCCACGGCACCUGUUCCAUUUAUGGGAGUGGCCACUACGUCACCUUUGAUGGGAAGUACUAUGACUUCGACGGACACUGCUCCUACGUGGCUGUUCAGGACUACUGCGGCCAGAACUCCUCACUGGGUUCAUUCAGCAUCAUCACCGAGAACGUCCCCUGUGGCACCACGGGAGUCACCUGCUCCAAGGCCAUCAAAAUCUUCAUGGGGAGGACAGAGCUGAAGUUGGAAGACAAGCAUCGAGUGGUGAUCCAGCGGGAUGAGGGUCGCCACGUGGCCUACACCACGCGGGAGGUGGGCCAGUACCUGGUGGUGGAGUCCAGCACGGGCAUCAUCGUCAUCUGGGACAAGAGGACCACCGUGUUCAUCAAGCUGGCUCCCUCCUACAAGGGCACCGUGUGUGGCCUGUGUGGGAACUUCGAUGACCGCUCCAGCAACGACUUCACCACGCGGGACCACAUGGUGGUGAGCAGUGAGCUGGACUUUGGGAACAGCUGGAAGGAGGCCCCCACCUGCCCGGACGUGAGCGCCAACCCCGAGCCCUGCAGCCUGAACCCGCACCGCCGCUCCUGGGCGGAGAAGCAGUGCAGCAUCCUCAAAAGCAGCGUGUUCAGCAUCUGUCACAGCAAGGUGGACCCCACACCCUUCUACGAGGCCUGCGUGCAUGACUCAUGCUCCUGUGACACGGGUGGGGACUGUGAGUGCUUCUGCUCUGCUGUGGCCUCCUAUGCCCAGGAGUGUACCAAAGCAGAGGCCUGCGUGUUCUGGAGGACGCCGGACCUGUGCCCCGUAUUCUGUGACUACUACAACCCUCCGCAUGAGUGUGAGUGGCACUAUGAGCCGUGUGGGAACCGGAGCUUCGAGACCUGCAGGACCAUCAAUGGCAUUCACUCCAACAUCUCCGUGUCCUACCUGGAGGGCUGCUACCCCCGGUGCCCCAAGGACAGGCCCAUCUAUGACGAGGACCUGAAGAAGUGUGUCAGUGCAGACAAGUGUGGCUGCUACAUUGAGGACACCCACUACCCACCUGGAGCGUCGGUUCCCACAGAGGAGAUCUGCAAGUCCUGUGUGUGCACCAACUCCUCCCAAGUUGUCUGCAGGCCGGAGGAAGGAAAGAUUCUCAAUGAGACCCAGGAUGGCGCCUUCUGCUACUGGGAGAUCUGUGGCCCCAAUGGGACAGUGGAGAAGCACUUCAAUAUCUGUGUGUCCACUACACCACGCCCGUCCACGCUGACCACCUUCACCACGGUCACCCUCCCCACCACCCCCACCACCUUCACCACCACCAGCACCACCCAGACCCCCAGCACAGUGUCCCCGGCAACUCCGGAGCCGUGCUGCUCCUGGUCUGAGUGGAUCAAUGAGAACCACCCCAGCAGCGGCAGCGAUGGCGGUGACCGAGAGACGUUUGAUGGGGUCUGCAGCGCCCCUGAGGACAUCGAGUGCAGGUCUGUCAAUGAGCCACACCUCAGCUUGGAGGAGCUGGGCCAGAAGGUGCAGUGCGACCUCUCCGUUGGGUUCAUUUGCAAGAAUGAAGACCAGUUUGGAAAUGGACCAUUUGGACUGUGUUACGACUACAAGAUACGUGUCAAUUGUUGCAAGCCCAUACCUGGCUGCAUCACCUCUCCACCAACCGCCACUCCACCAACCACCACGGCCACUGCUCCACCAACCGCCACUCCACCAACCACCACGACGACUGCUCCACCAACCACCACUCCACCAACCACCACGACGACUGCUCCACCAACCGCCACUCCACCAACCACCACGACCACUGCUCCACCAACCGCCACUCCACCAACCACCACGGCCACUGCUCCACCAACCGCCACUCCACCAACCACCACGACCACUGCUUCACCAACCACCACUCCACCAACCACCACGACCACUGCUCCACCAACCACCACUCCACCAACCACCACGACGACUGCUCCACCAACCGCCACUCCACCAACCACCAGGACGACUGCUCCACCAACCGCCACUCCACCAACCACCACUCCACCAACCACCACGACGACUGCUCCACCAACUGCCACUCCACCAACCACCACGACGACUGCUCCACCAACCACCACUCCACCAACCACCACGACGACUGCUCCACCAACCACCACUCCACCAACCACCACGACCACUGCUCCACCAACCACCACUCCACCAACCACCACGACCACUGCUCCACCAACCUCCACUCCAACCACCACGACGACUGCUCCACCAACCGCCACUCCAACCACCACGACGACUGCUCCACCAACCGCCACUCCACCAACCACCAGGACGACUGCUCCACCAACCACCACGACUGCUCCACCAACCGCCACUCCACCAACCACGACGACCACUGCUCCACCAACCGCCACUCCACCAACCGCCACGACCACUGCUCCACCAACCGCCACUCCACCAACCACCACGACCACUGCUCCACCAACCGCCACUCCACCAACCACCACUCCACCAACCACCACUCCACCAACUGCCACUCCACCAACCGCCACUCCACCAACCACCACGACCACUGCUCCACCAACCGCCACUCCACCAACCACCACUCCACCAACCGCCACUCCACCAACCACCACGACCACUGCUCCACCAACCGCCACUCCACUAACCACCACUCCACCAACCACCACUCCACCAACCACCACUCCACCAACCGCCACUCCACCAACCAUCACUCCCAGCCCUCCAACCCCCAGCCCUCCACCAACCACCACAACCAACCCUCCUAGCCCCCCAUCAACCACCAUAACCACCACUCCCAGCCCUCCAACAAUGACCAUGACCACCACGCCACCAACUACCACUCCUAGCUCUCCAUCAACCACCACAACCACCCCACCACCAACCACCACAACCAUCACUCCCAGCCCUCCAUCAACCACAACCACCACUCACAGCCCUCCAACCCCCAGCCCUCCAUCAACCACCAUGACCACUGCUCCACCAACCACCACUCCCAGCCCUUCAACCCCUAGCCCUCCAUCAACCACCACAACCACCCCACCACCAACCACCACAACCAUCACUCCCAGCCCUCCAUCAACCACAACCACCACUCACAGCCCUCCAACCCCCAGCCCUCCAUCAACCACCAUGACCACUGCUCCACCAACCACCACUCCCAGCCCUCCACCUGUACCACCGUCAACAACCCCGUGUGUGCCUGUCUGCCAUUGGACUGGCUGGCUGGAUUCGGGAAAACCUAACUUUACCAUACAAGGUGGGGAUAAGGAAUUGAUUGGAGACACCUGUGGAGGAGGCUGGGCAGCUAACAUCUCCUGCAGAGCCACCAUGUAUCCUGAUGUUCCCAUUGGACAGCUUGGACAAACAGUGCUGUGUAAUGUCUCUGUGGGACUGGUGUGCAAAAAUGAAGACCAAAAGCCAGGUGGGAACAUCCCUAUGCCCUUCUGCCUCAACUACGAGAUCAACAUUCAGUGCUGUGAGUGUGGCCCCACUAGCCCUCCACCAACCAGCACUCCCAGCACUCCAUCAAACACCAUGACCACCGCUCCACCAACCACCACGACCACCACUCCUACCCCUCCAUCCACCACCACAGCCACCACUCCACCGACGACCACUUCCAGCUCUCCAACCCUCAGCCCUCCAUCCACCACCACAACCACCACUCCACCAACCACCACUUCCAGCUCUCCAACCACCAGCCCUCCAUCAACCACCACGACCACCACUCCUACCCCUCCAUCCACCACCACAGUCACCACUCCACCAACCACCAUGACCACCACUCCUACCCCUCCAUCAACCACCACAGCCACCUCUCCACCAACCACCACUUCCAGUUCUCCAACCACCAGCCCUCCAUCAUCCACCACAACCACCACUCCAAUAACCACAACCAACACCACCACUCUUAGUCCUCCAACCCCUACCCCUCCAUCCACCACCACAGUCACCACUCCACCAACCACCAUGACCACCACUCCUACCCCUCCAUCAACCACCACAGCCACCGCUCCACCAACCACCACUUCCAGCUCUCAAACCACCAGCCCUCCAUCCACCACCACAACCACCACUCCAAUAACCACAACCACCACCACCACUCUUAGUCCUCCAACCCCUAGCCCUCCAUCCACCACCACAGCCACCGCUCCACCAACCACCACGACCACCACUCCUACCCCUCCAUCCACCACCACAACCACCACUCCACCAACCACCACUUCCAGCUCUCCAACGCCCAGCCCUCCAUCAACCACCACAGCCACCACUCCACCAACCACCACUUCCAGCUCUCCAACCCCCAGCCCUCCAUCCACCACCACAGCCACCACUCCACCAACCACCACUUCCAGCUCUCCAACCACCAGCCCUCCAUCCACCACCACAACCAACACUCCACCAACCACCACUUCCAGCUCUCCAACCACCAGCCCUCCAUCCACCACCACAACCACCACUCCACCAACCACCACUUCCAGCUCUCCAACCACCAGCCCUCCAUCAUCCACCACAACCACCACUCCACUAACCACAACCACCACCACCACUCUUAGUCCUCCAACCCCUAGCCCUCCAUCAACCACCACAGCCACCACUCCACCAACCACCACUUCCAGCUCUCCAACCACCAGCCCUCCAUCCACCACCACAACCAACACUCCACCAACCACCACUUCCAGCUCUCCAACCACCAGCCCUCCAUCCACCACCACAACCACCACUCCACCAACCACCACUUCCAGCUCUCCAACCACCAGCCCUCCAUCAUCCACCACAACCACCACUCCACUAACCACAACCACCACCACCACUCUUAGUCCUCCAACCCCUAGCCCUCCAUCAACCACCACAGCCACCACUCCACCAACGACCACUUCCAGCUCUCCAACCACCAGCCCUCCAUCAUCCACCACAACCACCACUCCACCAACCACCACUUCCAGCUCUCCAACCCCCAGCCCUCCAUCCACCACCACAGCCACCACUCCACCAACCACCACUUCCAGCUCUCCAACCACCAGCCCUCCAUCAACCACCACAGCCACCACUCCACCAACCACCACUUCCAGCUCUCCAACCACCAGCCCUCCAUCCACCACAGCCACCACUCCACCAACCACCACUUCCAGCUCUCCAACCACCAGCCCUCCAUCAUCCACCACAACCACCACUCCACCAACCACCACUUCCAGCUCUCCAACCCCCAGCCCUCCAUCUACCACCACAGCCACCACUCCACCAACGACCACUUCCAGCUCUCCAACCACCAGCCCUCCAUCAUCCACCACAACCACCACUCCACCAACCACCACUUCCAGCUCUCCAACCCCCAGCCCUCCAUCCACCACCACAACCACCUCUCCACCAACCACCACUUCCAGCUCUCCAACCACCAGCCCUCCAUCCACCACAACCACCACUCCACCAACCACCACUUCCAGCUCUCCAACCACCAGCCCUCCAUCCACCACCACAGCCACCACUCCACCAACCACCAGUUCCAGCUCUCCAACCACCAGCCCUCCAUCCACCACAACCACCACUCCACCAACCACUACUUCCAGCUUUCCAACCCCCAGCCAUCCAUCAACCCCCACAGCCACCACUCCACCAACCACCACUUCCAGCUCUCCAACCACCAGCCCUCCAUCCACCACAACCAACACUCCACCAACCACCACUUCCAGCUCUCCAACCCCCAGCCCUCCAUCCACCACCACAACCACCACUCCACUAACCACCACUUCCAGCUCUCCAACCACCAGCCCUCCAUCAACCACCACAGCCACCACUCCACCAACCACCACUUCCAGCUCUCCAACCACCAGCCCUCCAUCAUCCACCACAACCACCACUCCACUAACCACAACCACCACCACCACUCUUAGUCCUCCAACCCCUAGCCCUCCAUCAACCACCACAGCCACCACUCCACCAACCACCACUUCCAGCUCUCCAACCCCCAGCCCUCCAUCCACCACCACAGCCACCACUCCACCAACCACCACUUCCAGCUCUCCAACCACCAGCCCUCCAUCCACCACAACCACCACUCCACAAACCACCACUUCCAGCUCUCCGACCACCAGCCCUCCAUCCACCACCACAGCCACCACUCCACCAACCACCACUUCCAGCUCUCCGACCACCAGCCCUCCAUCCACCACAACCACCACUCCACCAACCACCACUUCCAGCUCUCCAACCCCCAGCCCUCCAUCAACCACCACAGCCACCACUCCACCAACCACCACUUCCAGCUCUCCGACCCCCAGCCCUCCAUCCACCACCACAACCACCACUCCACCAACCACCACUUCCAGCUCUCCAACCACCAGCCCUCCAUCCACCACCACAGCCACCACUCCACCAACCACCACUUCCAGCUCUCCAACCACCAGCCCUCCAUCAUCCACCACAACCACCACUCCACCAACCACCACUACCAGCUCUCCAACCCCCAGCCCUCCAUCCACCACCACAGCCACCACUCCACCAACCACCACUUCCAGCUCUCCAACCACCAGCCCUCCAUCAUCCACCACAACCACCACUCCACCAACCACCACUUCCAGCUCUCCAACCCCCAGCCCUCCAUCCACCACCACAGCCACCACUCCACCAACCACCACUUCCAGCUCUCCAACCACCAGCCCUCCAUCAACCACCACAGCCACCACUCCACCAACCACCACUUCCAGCUCUCCAACCACCAGCCCUCCAUCCACCACCACAGCCACCACUCCACCAACCACCACUUCCAGCUCUCCAACCCCCAGCCCUCCAUCCACCACCACAACCACCACUCCACCAACGACCACUUCCAGCUCUCCAACCACCAGCCCUCCAUCCACCACCACAACCACCACUCCACCAACCACCACUUCCAGCUCUCCAACCACCAGCCCUCCAUCAUCCACCACAACCACCACUCCAAUAACCACAACCACCACCACCACUCUUAGUCCUCCAACCCCUAGCCCUCCAUCAACCACCACAGCCACCACUCCACCAACCACCACUUCCAGCUCUCCAACCACCAGCCCUCCAUCAACCACCACAGCCACCACUCCACCAACCACAACCACCACCACCACUCUUAGUCCUCCAACCCCCAGCCCUCCAUCCACCACCACAGCCACCACUCCACCAACCACCACUUCCAGCUCUCCAACCCCCAGCCCUCCAUCCACCACCACAGCCACCACUCCACCAACCACCACUUCCAGCUCUCCAACCCCCAGCCCUCCAUCCACCACCACAGCCACCACUCCACCAACCACCACUUCCAGCUCUCCAACCACCAGCCCUCCAUCAUCCACCACAACCACCACUCCACCAACCACCACUACCAGCUCUCCAACCCCCAGCCCUCCAUCCACCACCACAGCCACCACUCCACCAACCACCACUUCCAGCUCUCCAACCACCAGCCCUCCAUCAUCCACCACAACCACCACUCCACCAACCACCACUUCCAGCUCUCCAACCCCCAGCCCUCCAUCUACCACCACAGCCACCACUCCAUCAACGACCACUUCCAGCUCUCCAACCACCAGCCCUCCAUCAUCCACCACAACCACCACUCCACCAACCACCACUUCCAGCUCUCCAACCCCCAGCCCUCCAUCCACCACCACAACCACCUCUCCACCAACCACCACUUCCAGCUCUCCAACCACCAGCCCUCCAUCCACCACAACCACCACUCCACCAACCACCACUUCCAGCUCUCCAACCACCAGCCCUCCAUCCACCACCACAGCCACCACUCCACCAACCACCACUUCCAGCUCUCCAACCACCAGCCCUCCAUCCACCACAACCACCACUCCACCAACCACCACUUCCAGCUUUCCAACCCCCAGCCAUCCAUCAACCACCACAGCCACCACUCCACCAACCACCACUUCCAGCUCACCAACCACCAGCCCUCCAUCCACCACAACCAACACUCCACCAACCACCACUUCCAGCUCUCCAACCACCAGCCCUCCAUCAACCACCACAGCCACGACUCCACCAACCACCACUUCCAGCUCUCCAACCACCAGCCCUCCAUCCACCACCACAGCCACCACUCCACCAACCACCAGUUCCAGCUCUCCAACCACCAGCCCUCCAUCCACCACAACCACCACUCCACCAACCACCACUUCCAGCUUUCCAACCCCCAGCCAUCCAUCAACCACCACAGCCACCACUCCACCAACCACCACUUCCAGCUCACCAACCACCAGCCCUCCAUCCACCACAACCAGCACUCCACCAACCACCACUUCCAGCUCUCCAACCACCAGCCCUCCAUCAACCACCACAGCCACCACUCCACCAACCACCACUUCCAGCUCUCCAACCACCAGCCCUCCAUCCACCACCACAGCCACCACUCCACCAACCACCAGUUCCAGCUCUCCAACCACCAGCCCUCCAUCCACCACAACCACCACUCCACCAACCACCACUUCCAGCUUUCCAACCCCCAGCCAUCCAUCAACCACCACAGCCACCACUCCACCAACCACCACUUCCAGCUCUCCAACCACCAGCCCUCCAUCCACCACAACCAACACUCCACCAACCACCACUUCCAGCUCUCCAACCACCAGCCCUCCAUCAUCCACCACAACCACCACUCCAAUAACCACAACCACCACCACCACUCUUAGUCCUCCAACCCCUAGCCCUCCAUCAACCACCACAGCCACCACUCCACCAACCACCACUUCCAGCUCUCCAACCACCAGCCCUCCAUCAACCACCACAGCCACCACUCCACCAACCACAACCACCACCACCACUCUUAGUCCUCCAACCCCCAGCCCUCCAUCCACCACCACAGCCACCACUCCACCAACCACCACUUCCAGCUCUCCAACCCCCAGCCCUCCAUCCACCACCACAGCCACCACUCCACCAACCACCACUUCCGGCUCUCCAACCCCCAGCCCUCAAUCCACCACCACAGCCACCACUCCACUAACCGCCACUUCCAGCUCUCCAAACACCAGCCCUCCAUCCACCACCACAACCACCACUCCACCAACCACAACCACCACUGUUAGUCCUCCAACCCCCAGCCCUCCAUCCACCACCACAGCCACCACUCCACCAACCACCACUUCCAGCUCUCCAACCACCAGCCCUCCAUCAUCCACCACAACCACCACUCCACUAACCACAACCACCACCACCACUCUUAGUCCUCCAACUCCUAGCCCUCCAUCAACCACCAUAGCCACCACUCCACCAACCACCACUUCCAGCUCUCCAACCCCCAGCCCUCCAUCCACCACCACAGCCACCACUCCACCAACCACCACUUCCAGCUCUCCAACCACCAGCCCUCCAUCAUUCACCACAACCACCACUCCACCAACCACCACUUCCAGCUCUCCAACCCCCAGCCCUCCAUCCACCACCACAGCCACCACUCCACCAACCACCACUUCCAGCUCUCCAACCCCCAGCCCUCCAUCUACCACCACAGCCACCACUCCACCAACCACCACUUCCAGCUCUCCAACCCCCAGCCCUCCAUCAACCACCACAGCCACCACUCCACCAACCACCACUUCCAGCUCUCCAACCACCAGCCCUCCAUCAUCCACCACAGCCACCACUCCACCAACCACCACUUCCAGCUCUCCAACCCCCAGCCCUCCAUCCACCACCACAACCACCACUCCACCAACCACCACUUCCAGCUCUCCAACCCCCAGCCCUCCAUCCACCACCACAGCCACCUCUCCACCAACCACCACUUCCAGCUCUCCAACCACCAGCCCUCCAUCCACCACAGCCACCACUCCACCAACCACCACUUCCAGCUCUCCAACCACCAGCCCUCCAUCCACCACAACCACCACUCCACCAACCACCACUUCCAGCUCUUCGACCACCAGCCCUCCAUCUACCACCACAGCCACCACUCCACCAACCACCACUUCCAGCUCUCCCACCCCCAGCCCUCCAUCCACCACAACCACCACUCCACUAACCACCACUUCCAGCUCUCCGACCCCCAGCCCUCCAUCAUCCACCACAACCACCUCUCCACCAACCACUUCCAGCUCUCCGACCACCAGCCCUCCAUCAACCACCACAGCCACCACUCCACCAACCACCACUUCCAGCUCUCCCACCCCCAGCCCUCCAUCCACCACCACAGCCACCACUCCACCAACCACCACUUCCAGCUCUCCAACCCCCAGCCCUCCAUCCACCUCCACAGCCACCACUCCACCAACCACCACUUCCAGCUCUCCAACCACCAGCCCUCCAUCCACCACCACAACCACCACUCCACCAACCACCACUUCCAGCUCUCCAACCACCAGCCCUCCAUCAUCCACCACAGCCACCACUCCACCAACCACCACUUCCAGCUCUCCAACCCCCAGCCCUCCAUCCACCUCCACAGCCACCACUCCACCAACCACCACUUCCAGCUCUCCAACCACCAGCCCUCCAUCCACCACCACAACCACCACUCCACCAACCACCACUUCCAGCUCUCCAACCACCAGCCCUCCAUCCACCACCACAACCACCACUCCACCAACCACAACCACCACCACCACUCUUAGUCCUCCAACCCCUAGCCCUCCAUCAACCACCACAGCCACCACUCCACUAACCACCACUCCCAGCCCUCCAACCACUACAGAGACCACAACUACAACACCCACCACCACCACGACAGUGACCCCAACCCCAACACCCCCCACUUUAAGCACAGAGCCCCCCACCCCCACAGCCACAACCCCCACUGCUCAGUCAACCACAUUCAAACCCGCACCUGAGUCCUCAGCUCCUCAGACCUCUCGGUCCACCUCCUCCCCUCCCACGGAGUCAACCACCCUUCUGAGUACCCCACCUCCUGCCAUGAAGACGACCAGCACGGCCCCACCCUCCACACCCACAACACCCACGGCCACCACGACGGGAGGUCGCACGCCGUCCCCACUGCCCGGCACCACCACGGCCCCUCCAGGCACCCCCACACGAGGCACCACAACUGGGUCAUCUUCACCCACCACCCCCAGCACUGCACGGACAACCACCAGCGCCUGGACCCCCACGCCUACCCCAAUCUCCACAUCCAGCAUUAUCACGACCACAAGCCACAUGACCCACACCAUCAUCACGUGCUGUGUCCUGAACGACACCUACUAUUCAGCAGGUGAGCAGGUGUACAACGGCACACUCGGGGACACCUGCUAUUUCGUGAACUGCUCGCUGAGCUGCACCUUGGAGAUCUAUAAUUGGUCCUGCCCAUCCACGCCGUCCCCAACGCCCACGCCCUCCAAGCCGACACCCACGCCCUCCAAGCCCACGCCCACGCUCACGCCCUCCAAGCCCACUCCCAGCACCAAGCCCCCCGAGUGCCCAGACUUUGAUCCACCCAGGCAGGAGAAUGAGACUUGGUGGCUGUGUGACUGCCUCAUGGCCACCUGCAAGUACAACAACACCGUGGAGAUCACGGAGGUGAAGUGCGAGCCGCCGCCCAGGCCCACCUGCUCCAACGGCCUCACCCCCGUGCGCGUCAUGGAUGACAAUGGCUGCUGCUGGCACUGGGAGUGCGACUGCUACUGCACGGGCUGGGGGGACCCGCACUACACCACCUUCGACGGGCUGUACUACAGCUAUCAGGGGAACUGCACCUACGUGCUGGUGGAGGAGAUCAGCCCCACCGUGGACAACUUCGGGGUCUACAUUGACAACUACCACUGUGACGUCAACGACAGGGUGUCCUGCCCCCGCACCCUCAUCGUGCGCCACGAGACCCAGGAGGUGCUCAUCAAGACCGUGCAGAUGAUGCCCAUGCGGGUGCAGGUGCAGGUGAACGGUCAGGUGGUGGCGCUGCCCUACAAGAAGUAUGGGCUGGAGGUUUACCAGUCCGGCAUCAACUACGUGGUGGCCGUCCCCGAGCUGGGCGCCCUCGUCUCCUACAAUGGCCUGUCCUUCUCCAUCAGGCUACCCUACCACAAAUUCGGCAACAACACCAAGGGCCAGUGUGGCACCUGCACCAACUCCACCUCUGAUGACUGCAUUCUGCCCAGUGGGGAGAUCAUCUCCAACUGCGAGGCCACGGCCGACCAGUGGGUGGUGAACGACCCCUCCAAGCCACACUGUCCCCACAGCAUCUCCACCACCAAGCGCCCGGCCAUCACGGUGCCCGGGGGCAGCAAGACGACCCCACGCAAGGACUGCACCCCAUCUCCCCUCUGCCAGCUCAUCAAGGACAGCCUGUUUGCCGAGUGCCAUGCGCUGGUGCCGCCCCAGCACUACUACGAAGCCUGCGUGUUCGACAGCUGCUUCGUGCCCGGCUCGCGCCUGGAGUGCGCCAGUCUGCAGGCCUAUGCAGCCCUCUGUGCCCAGGAGGGCGUCUGCCUCGACUGGCGGAACCACACGCACGGGGCCUGCCUGGUGGAGUGCCCAUCUCACAGGGAGUACCAGGCCUGUGGCCCUGCGGAAGAGCCCACCUGCAAGUCCAGCUCCUCCCAGCAGAACAACACGGUCCCAGUGGAAGGCUGCUUCUGUCCUGACGGCACCAUGAACUAUGCUCCUGGCUAUGACGUCUGUGUGAAGACCUGCGGCUGCGUGGGACCCGACAAUGUGCCCAGAGAGUUUGGGGAGCACUUUGAGUUCGACUGCAAGGACUGUGUCUGCCUGGAGGGUGGAAGUGGCAUCAUCUGCCAGCCCAAGAGGUGCAGCCAGAAGCCUGUUACCCACUGUGUGGAGGAUGGCACCUACCUGGUCACGGAGGUCAACCCUGAUGACACCUGCUGUAACAUCAGCAUCUGCAAGUGCAACACCAGCCUGUGCAAAGAGGAGCCCCCCCUGUGCCCACUGGGAUUUGAACUGAGGAGCAAGAUGGUGCCGGGGAGGUGCUGUCCCUUCUACUGGUGUGAGUCCAAGGGGGUGUGUGUUCACGAGAAUGCUGAGUAUCAGCCCGGUUCUCCAGUGUAUUCCUCAAAGUGCCAGGACUGCGUCUGCACCCACAAAGUGGACAACAGCACCCUGCUCAACACCAUUGCCUGCACCCACGUGCCCUGCAACAACUCCUGCAGCCCCGGCUUCGAGCUGGUGGAGGCCCCCGGAGAGUGCUGUAAGAAGUGUGAGCAGACACACUGCAUCAUCAAGCGCCCCAACAACCAGCACAUCAUCCUGAAGCCUGGGGACUUUAAGAGCGACCCCAAGAACAACUGCACGUUCUUCAGCUGCGUGAAGAUCCACAACCAGCUAAUCUCGUCCGUCUCCAACAUCACCUGCCCCGACUUCGACCCCGCCAUUUGCGUCCCGGGCUCCAUCACAUUCAUGCCCAAUGGAUGCUGCAAGACUUGCAUCCCUCGAAAUGAGACCAGGGUGCCCUGCUCCACCGUCCCCGUCACCAGGGAGAUUUCACAUGCCGGCUGCAGCAAGAGUGUCAUCAUGAAUCACUGCUCCGGGUCCUGUGGGACAUUCGUCAUGUACUCCGCUGAGGCGCAGGCCCUGGAGCACACGUGCUCCUGUUGCAAAGAGGAGAAGACCAGCCAGCGGGAGGUGGUCCUGAACUGCCCCCACGGGGGCUCGCUGACGCACACCUACACCCACAUCGAAAGCUGCCAGUGCCAGGACACCGCCUGCGAGCUCCCCGCCAGCACCUCCCGCCGGGCCCGCCGCUCCAUCAGGCGUUUGGGGAGCCCGUGAGCGGCGUGGGCACAGCCCGGCUCCGCCUUCCGCAGCUUUGCCUCCCCUGAGAGGCCUCCUAAGCAAUAAAUACCCUUGCUUCAGA
Molecule: messenger RNA, 16389 nt
Organism: Callithrix jacchus (white-tufted-ear marmoset)
Lineage: Eukaryota; Metazoa; Chordata; Mammalia; Primates; Cebidae
Source: RefSeq, a predicted model, not a curated record